This is a messenger RNA of Pseudophryne corroboree (corroboree frog), 2131 nucleotides long. It is a transcript of the gene GSR, whose product is annotated as glutathione-disulfide reductase. The coding region runs from base 87 to 1862 and encodes 591 amino acids. Lineage: Eukaryota; Metazoa; Chordata; Amphibia; Anura; Myobatrachidae. Gene Ontology annotation, molecular function: flavin adenine dinucleotide binding; NADP binding; glutathione-disulfide reductase (NADPH) activity. The transcript is spliced from 13 exons. Gene Ontology annotation, biological process: cellular response to oxidative stress; glutathione metabolic process; cell redox homeostasis. The record is from RefSeq and is a predicted model, not a curated record. Gene Ontology annotation, cellular component: mitochondrion; cytosol.
GCGUGACUAAGCAGCAACAGAAUUGGAACAGCCGCUUCCCCCUGCCCCCUCCCUGCCCGGCGGCGGCAGCAGGCAGUACAGUACAAAUGCACAUGGACUUCCGCGUUAUGGCAUUACUGCUGGGGUGCCGGGGCAGCAGAGGCCUCUGUGCACGGCUUACCUGCAGCCACACUCUCCUCUGUCCCACCAGCUGCCCGGUCCGGCCCUUACACAUAGGAGGGAGGCCCCCAUCCGGCUGCUCCUCCAUCCCCAGCAGCAUCAGGUCUCUGUCUGCCAUCAGCAGAGCGCUCCUGUUACACCCGGCCACUGCAUCCCCGCUCUGCAGCACCCUCGCUGCUCCCAGGGGUGUCACCUGCAGCGCCCAUCGCCGCUGCACCUCCCCGGGCGGCCAGAGCACCACCAUGUCCCAGCAGCAGCUUCCCGGCGAAGUGCCCGACUCGGGUGCUGUGGUCGGGAGUCACCCGAGGCGCCGCCCGCACUGCUCGUUUGAUUAUGUGGUUAUCGGGGGAGGCUCAGGCGGACUGGCCAGUGCCCGGAAGGCGGCGGAGCUGGGAUCCCGUGUAGUCGUGGUGGAGAGCAACAAGCUCGGAGGCACCUGUGUCAAUGUCGGAUGUGUUCCAAAAAAAAUUAUGUGGAAUGCUGCUAUUCAUUCAGAAUACAUACAUGAUCAUGAAGAUUAUGGAUUUCAUGCUCCAGAAGUGAAAUUUACAUGGAAAGUUAUUAAAGACAAACGAGAUGCAUAUGUAAGCCGCCUCAAUGACAUAUAUCAAAAUAACCUUAACAAGGCUCAGAUAGAAAUUAUCCGGGGUCGUGCAACAUUUACAUCUGACCCGGAGCCAACACUGGAAGUGAAUGGUCAGAAAUAUACAGCUCCACACAUCCUCAUUGCUACAGGCGGAAAGCCGUCCAUGCCAUCAAACACAGAGGUGCCGGGAGCAAGUUUAGGAAUUACAAGUGAUGGAUUUUUUGAACUUGAAGAUUUGCCCAGGAGAAGUGUUAUUGUUGGUGCUGGUUACAUUGCUGUUGAGAUAGCUGGGAUUCUUUCAGCUCUGGGCUCUAGAGCUGCAUUGUUGAUUCGCCAAGACAAGGUGCUGCGAACAUUUGAUUCCAUGAUCAGCACAAAUUGCACUGAGGAGCUUGAAAAUGCAGGUGUAGAUGUCUGGAAAUAUGCAGAGGUGAAGUCUGUUAAUAAGACCAGUGCUGGUCUAGAAAUCAAUGUGCAGUGCUCUGUGCCAGGACGCAAACCAACGGUGAGGACGAUACAGGAUGUUGAUUGUUUGCUGUGGGCGAUCGGAAGAGAUCCCAACACUGAGGGACUGAACCUGGAUAAACUGGGCCUUGACUUAGAUGAGAAAGGUCACAUUGUAGUAGACGAGUUCCAGAACACCAGCCGAAAAGGAAUUUAUGCUGUAGGUGAUGUGUGUGGGAGAGCACUUUUGACACCAGUUGCCAUAGCAGCUGGGAGAAGAUUGUCACAUCGAUUGUUUGAAGGCCAAGAAGAUUCCAAGCUUGACUACAACAACAUUCCAACAGUGGUCUUUAGCCAUCCUCCAAUAGGAACUGUGGGGCUCACAGAAGAGGAAGCGGUGAAUGCCAAGGGCAGGGAGAAUGUCAAGAUUUACACUACUUCUUUUUCACCAAUGUACCACGCAGUAACCAGAAGGAAAACAAAAUGUGUGAUGAAGUUGGUCUGCGUUGAUAAAGAGGAAAAGGUGGUUGGGUUGCAUAUGCAAGGACUGGGAUGUGAUGAGAUGUUGCAGGGAUUUGCUGUAGCCAUCAAGAUGGGAGCCACCAAAAAAGACUUUGAUAACACUGUUGCCAUUCACCCUACCUCAUCUGAGGAACUGGUCACACUUCGCUGAAGUCUUUAUUGUGUGCACUGACCAAGAGCCACAGUGAUUACAGCAGAAUCACCAUUGUGCCUCCAUGGAGCUGCCUCCUACACAUCCACUCCAUCCUAAUGUAUAAACCUGUUUCCUGCUUCUGUCAUAGACUUCUGUAGCUCAGCAGAAACCUUUUAAAAGUGCCUUUUAGUUGACUAUUAAAUCAGGAUGGUAUCAUUUUAUUUCCGCAAAUUACUUGUUUGUAGUUCAUUGUUUUAAAGAAAUUAAACUGUAAAUGUUGGAUAAUG